AUGACGAGAUGUUCCUCUCAUUGCAUGCUUGAAAGACAGCUGCUAAUUCACGUCAGUGUUGACCUGCCGGGGAGGAGCUCGCUCAAGGUCCACCACAGCCAAGUCAAGCGUGAACUCGCCAGCUCCGCCCCCCUCGCCCCGCCCCCUCCCGCCUGUGCGCGCACACUUGCUCUCCGCCUGUCCUCCGCACACGUCCAGCAGCUGCCGGCGAGCACCAACCUCCAAGCAUGUCUUCUCCGCCCGCACCUGCCGCCUGUUAGGCACCGCGCUGCCCGCCCGUCCGCCGUGUUGCUCGGCUUAUUUGGAUGCGCCAUGACGGAGGACCGCUGGAGGAGUUGUGGCGUGAGGCUGCUGGUGGCCACCUUAGUCUGUGCUGCCGUGUGCUGCAUCCCUGAUAAUCAAGUCAACUUGCUGGACUCCCGCUCUGUGAUGGGAGACCCUGGAUGGGUGGCAUACCCGAAGAAUGGGUGGGAGGAAAUCGGGGAGGUGGAUGAAGACUACAACCCCAUCCACACUUACCAAGUGUGCCGGGUCAUGGAGCAGAACCAGAACAACUGGCUUCACACCAACUGGAUACUAACCGAGGGAGCCCAGCGGGUGUACAUCGAGCUGAAGUUCACCCUGAGAGACUGCAACAGCCUCCCCGGGGGCGUGGGCACCUGCAAGGAGACCUUCAACAUGUACUACUACGAGACGGACGGGGAUGAGAUGGAAGACGGGGAGCUGAGAGACGGCGAGGGGAUCACGGUGGAGGAGGACCGGGCCAUGAAGGAGAGCCGCUACAUCAAGAUCGACACCAUCGCAGCGGACGAGAGCUUCACAGAGCUGGACCUGGGGGAUCGGGUUAUGAAGCUCAACACUGAAGUCCGUGAUCUAGGCCCUCUGACUCGGAAGGGCUUCUACUUGGCCUUCCAGGAUUUAGGAGCCUGCAUCGCUCUGGUCUCCGUGCGGGUUUUCUACAAACGCUGCCCGUUUCUGGUGAAAAGCCUGGCCGAGUUCUCCGACACCAUCCCGGGAUCAGAGGCCUCGCAGCUGGUGGAGGUCGUGGGUCGCUGUGUCAACAACUCCCUGCCUCUGUACGAGCCUCCCAGGAUGCAUUGCAGCACCGAGGGAGAAUGGCUGGUGCCCAUCGGGAAGUGCGUGUGCCAGCAAGGAUUUGAAGAAAUCGCCGGAUCCUGUCAAGGUAAGCACUUUUUUCUUGUAUUCCUACUUCAUCCUGCAUUUGGAUGUUUUCUCCUGAGCCCUGCAGCACUUUGCUGCUCUCCUGCAUCCGCCUUUCUGCUCAGCCUGGAGCCCAAACAUUCCCACCUCUCAAUUCCCACCUGCACCUCGGUCUCUCCUCCUCUCUAA
Messenger RNA from Entelurus aequoreus (snake pipefish), 1350 nucleotides. Its product is annotated as ephrin type-A receptor 5-like. The record is from RefSeq and is a predicted model, not a curated record. Gene Ontology annotation, cellular component: membrane; neuron projection. The transcript has 5 exons. NCBI's taxonomy places the organism in Eukaryota, Metazoa, Chordata, Actinopteri, Syngnathiformes, Syngnathidae. Bases 1 to 1350 code for a protein of 449 amino acids. Gene Ontology annotation, molecular function: ATP binding; transmembrane-ephrin receptor activity; protein binding. Gene Ontology annotation, biological process: protein phosphorylation; axon guidance; cell surface receptor protein tyrosine kinase signaling pathway.